Molecule: messenger RNA, 2813 nt
Organism: Armigeres subalbatus
Lineage: Eukaryota; Metazoa; Arthropoda; Insecta; Diptera; Culicidae
Product: facilitated trehalose transporter Tret1-2 homolog
Exons: 5
Coding region: 632-2155 (507 amino acids)
Biological process (GO): transmembrane transport
Cellular component (GO): membrane
Molecular function (GO): transmembrane transporter activity
Source: RefSeq, a predicted model, not a curated record
UCAAUUUUCAGUCAGUCUGAGUCGGAUCGUGCCGCGAAAAAGUCGUUGCAUUAUUUAGCGCCCGUGUGGAGUGAGCAAGUCGUGCCUUAUCCCGGCCCACUAUUUGCGGCUUAGUGAGGUGGAACGAACCCAAGUUGAACAACAGAGCGGGGAGGUCAAAUGGUGUGAAUGCGCUCCCUCCAGCUUAAUUAGCUUUUAAUAAAUCCUGACCGCAGCAUCCGCCACAGGGCGGCACUUUUAGUUCGAGGAAGGUGGAGAAGGAUAACAAAACGGGAGGGAAACGUGGCGAAUGGUUAGACUGGUGAGGGGUGGCUGCUGGUCGGCGUAAUUUGCAUCGCAAACAUUUUUUAUCGCCUGUUGGUUCAUUUGAGAGGUGAAAGGAGCGCAAAAGCCGCAGUAAAAAAUCCACGGGAAGUGCGAAAGGACCUGACCCGCAACUGUGCAGUUACUGAAUAGGUGUGUAGUAGGCGGGGUGAUUGUUAGGGCGCCAACCAGAAUUAUCAACAAAGUUGGCGUUGGAUUAAGGUGAGAAACAUUGUGCGCGGUGAGAACAAUAAACUUUGUGUUUCGGUUGAAGUGGGAAUUUAAUUGCAUCGAAUAGUGUUGGUAGAAGUGUUAAAGGUUCAUCACCAUGGUGAAUGCGGGAAAAAUUCAGCAAUCAACUCGCAGGAUGUUGAGCAAUCAGAGCAGCAGUGAUUCGAUGGAGCUGCAGAAACGGUGCCACUUGAGUGAGAAGUGGGUCGCUGUGCUCUUUACAGUUGUCGCAUCCCUUGGAUACGUAUCGGUGGGCACGAUGGUGGCCUGGAGCUGCAAUGCCUUUGCCAAGUUGCACCUCGGCAAUUUGGGCGAUCCUUUGAAGGAGCAACCGGUGGCCCUGGUAGAGGGCGAAGAGCUAUCCGAGAACCAAAAGACAUCGCUGGCAGCGACACCUACCCUGGCGGCCGCUGUGACUGCCAUUGUCGUUUACAAGCUGUAUUACAAGGUCGGUACCAAGCUGUUCAUGCUGGUGGCGGCUUUCCUGAUGAUCGCGUCCAAUUGCUUGCUGAGUUUUGGAAACUCGUUUUGGUACUUCAGUGUUGGCCGGAUGAUGGCGGGUGUUUCCGCUGGUAUUAGUUUCACGCUGAUCCCUCCGUACGUGGACGAGUUCGCCUCCAAGCAGUACAAAGCAUUGCUGGACAAUGUGCUGUACGUGCAGUUCGCGAUUGGAAUACUGAUCCAACUUAUGUCCGAUCUCAUCCCCAUCACGGAGUUCUCGAGCGUGAUCAGCUCGGCCUUCCCGAUAUUCUUGUUCAUCGGCUUCCUGUUCCUGCCGGAGUCGGCCCGCUACCUCUGUGCCACCCAACAAAUCAACCAUGCCCGGGCCAUCCUCAAGAAGACCCACGGCAACGAUGCACUUUCGAUCCAGAUCAUGGAGAACAAUCUCAACCACUGGCAGCAGUCCAAAUACGUGGCCGUCACGCUGCGCGAGUCCCUUCGGAAGCUGCAAAACUCCCGCAUCGUCAUACCCACGUUGAUUCUGAUCAUGGCACAGCAGUUCAUCGGUGCCAUUGCGGCCAUGUUCUACCUCCCGCGGAUCUUCACCCUCACCGACGGUCAGUACACGCCACAGUGGACCGCAAUCUACGUGGCCGCUAUCUUUGCCCUCAGCAUUCCCGCCUACCGACUCGUGAACAUCAAACUGCCCGACUACAAGCUGCUCCUGUGGAGUUCCUUCCUGAUGGUCGUGGCGAUGAUCGGGCUCGGGUGGCACUGCCACGUUCAGGGAAUGCGAGGCCACUCGGACGAAAAUGGCCACAUCCCCCUCGUCUGCUUCGGACUCUUCAUCUUCCUGUACGCGAUCGGUUUCCAGCGGAUCCCGUGGAAGUGGCUCGAAAAAUCACUGGAGGAGGAAAAGGCUUUCCCGGUGCGAGCCAUUGCCGUUGCCAUUAGCUGGGCUUCUCUGUACGUUUGCGUCCGUCUGGUACCGACGCUGCUGACCUACAUCGGAGUUGGGUGGCUCUUCUGGAACAUUGCCAUUGUGGUGAUUUUUAGCGCGGUGUUCCUGCUGGUGGCUUUCCCCGAUAUGGACCAGACCGACGUUCCGAGUAGGACGCUUGCCGAGUGUAGCAGUUCGUCGUCGGCAUCGAAUUUGGGUGCGAUCGAAGAUGUGGUUUAGAGGUUGGGAUCAACCACGACGAACCCACAAUUUAAGACUGAUCGGAGAGGCACUCACUCAAGUUAUAGCCAGAUCGAUAGACGACAGGGGAUUGAAGAGAAGAACUCUCUGAUCUCGAGUAAAGUUGAAGGUUUUAUCACGGUACGCAAAACCGCUGCUAAACCAAACUCACUAGAGAUCUCAAAGUGCUCAAUCUACGGUAAAAUCAAUUAAGUGAAAUUUUGACUCGAAAUUUUGCGAUGCAUUAGAAAAACACGAUUGUUUGAUAUGCUAGUUUUUGUUUCUAAUUAAAUUUGUGAUAGUUUGAGGUAACAAAAAAUGCAGUUAUGCUUUAAUUAAAAACUUUUUUUAUUCUAUUGGCAGAGACGAAAAAGUCUAAUUAGUACCUACGUUAUUCUUUUUUAGGCAUUCCAGAUGACGUCUAAUAUCCUCAUUCUACUUUCUCUUCUUCUUCUCAUUUGCUUAUUAGUUGAAUAAGAAGAUUUAUUUUAACAAGUUGAGUGCGUAAGUGACGUUGAGCGUCGUUGGUAGCUUUGCCAUGCUUGGAAAUCGAAUUAUAUACGUAAUACAUUUGCCAAUGAAUAGUAAUGUAUGUUUGUUUCUUCUAUUAAAUAAGAUUUAAUACAUAGAUGUUUGCUCAAAUCGAGCAGUAUAUUUA